UUUCCUGUGUAGUGGAAGAGAUGCUUUGUGUGUAGUAUGUGCAACGAACAGAAUGGAUGUUAGCCGAAUGUAAUAUAACAAAGUUACAGGUAGAAGAUACUAUGUGUCCUUCAGCUUUAACGUAUUUCCUGCGUGGAUUUUAAUGUAACAGGUGACAGCAGAGCAGAUCUUCUGCGAGUCAAUAUGAUCCCUUCUACAACCCGCCUGUUACUGAGCUCUGCGAGGAAGCUCUGUGGGGCCGUGAAGAUGAGGUCUUUACACACCAAGAACACAGAGGAAGCGGCUGUGUACGUACAUUGGCCAUACUGUGAGAAACGCUGCACUUACUGCAACUUCAACAAGUACAUUCAACGUUCUGAUAAUGAGGAUGCCAUUCGAGCAUGUCUUUUAAAAGAAGCUUCUACAUUGAUACAACUCAGCCAGGUCAGAAGUAUUUCAUCUGUGUAUUUUGGAGGUGGUACACCCAACCUUGCCAGCCCUCAUACCAUUGGUGCCAUUUUAGAAGUGAUAUCCCAAAAUGCUUUGCUGCAACAAGAUGCUGAAGUUACUCUGGAGGUUAACCCUGCAUCCAUUCAAAACAGUAAACUGCACCUCUUCCGUGAAGUCGGGGUGAAUCGAGUGUCUAUUGGGGUACAGUCAUUUGAUGAUUCUGAACUCCUCUUUCUGGGAAGGACACACACAGCUUGUGAUGCCCUGCAUACUAUUGACGAGGCUUGCAGACUUUUCCCUGGAUCUACAUCAGUGGAUAUUAUGUUUGGACUCCCAGGUCAAAGCAUGGAAUCCUGGCAGAGAACUUUGAAAACCCUGCUUGCAGUUUGUGAUGAUCAUGUGUCUUUAUACCAACUGACUAUUGAGAGAGGCACUGCACUUUUUAAACAACUACAGAGUGAGCAUUUCUCUCCUCCAGAUGAAGAACUGACUGCCCACAUGUAUAACUUUGCCAGGAGGACUUUGUGUGAGGCUAGCUUCCAUCACUAUGAAGUGUCAAACUUUGCCCGGAAUGGGGCACUCAGCAGGCACAAUCUGUCCUACUGGCUUGGAAAGCAGUAUAUUGGAAUAGGGCCAGGAGCACAUGGUAGAUUUGUGGCACGAGCAACUGGAGGGACACAAAGAGAAGCUCGUAUACAGACUCUAGAACCUGAUCCAUGGAUGAGAGAGGUCAUUCAACAUGGGCAUGGAACACGGAAAGUCGUUGAGCAGAAUGAUCUGGAGAUCUUAUCAGAGAUGCUGGUCUUUGGACUACGAACAGACACUGGGAUUACUCAUGAGGCCUGGCAACAACUCUCUCCGUCCAUCAGCUUGAAGCAUCUUUUUGAUGCAUCACAUAAAUUAAAGAUGCUUCAGAAGCUGGAGCUGGUAUUACUGGAUGAAAGUGGCCUGCGAUGCUCCUGGAAGGGGCUUGCUGUUUUGGACAGUCUUCUAGUGCCCCUCCUUUCCCAACUGCAGUACGCCUGGAAUCAGAUGGAAAAAGAGCGGUCACCUAAGGACACCACAUAAUAAACAAUUAUUGUACCAGCCAACAAAGCUCCUGGUUUUGUUUAAUGUAAAAAAAAAAAAAAAAAAUUAUGGUUAAAUUGCUAUAACCCGGACGACGUGUCAAGAGACACCUGUUGCCUUUGCAAAAACAACCAUAGGCGGAUCGCUAAGUGUAACAGCACCCCCUAGUGGCGAUUUCUCAUAUUGUUAACAUGAGGCGUGGCGACUGUUGCCAUGGACACGUAAACUACGGAUGAACAUGGCGAACAAACAGGCAAAGAAAGAGUCUCGAAGCAGAACCCCAACGG
This is a messenger RNA of Pelobates fuscus (common spadefoot toad), 1784 nucleotides long. RefSeq names its product radical S-adenosyl methionine domain containing 1 (gene RSAD1). Gene Ontology annotation, biological process: porphyrin-containing compound biosynthetic process. The coding region runs from base 184 to 1497 and encodes 437 amino acids. The transcript has 9 exons. Gene Ontology annotation, molecular function: 4 iron, 4 sulfur cluster binding; coproporphyrinogen oxidase activity. Gene Ontology annotation, cellular component: mitochondrion; cytoplasm. NCBI's taxonomy places the organism in Eukaryota, Metazoa, Chordata, Amphibia, Anura, Pelobatidae. The record is from RefSeq and is a predicted model, not a curated record.